UAUAGUCUUUAACAUUAUAUUCAAUAGAAAGGCCAUUAAGAUUACUACCACGAAUAUUGAAUAGUUUUUGUAAUAUUUCAUAAAAUAUGGAAAAUUAUAUAAAAUUAUCGGUUAUUUUAAUGUUCUUAUGUUGCUGUACAGCCAUAAAUCUAACAUCAUUUAAAAAUGAACUGUCGUCGAUUACGGAUAUUAGCCAAAACUUUUAUGGAAUAUCAAAAGGAUAUGUACAUUCUUGUUUCAUUAAUAACAAUUUGGUUCAUGAAAAAAUCAUUAAUAAAGCGUAUUCAAAUAUUUUCACGACUGAAUUUGAUCAAAAAUUUAAAGAUUGGCAAGAGUUAAUACAAGAUAAACAAGACAAAAUUAUAAACGAAUGUGAAAAAACUUAUAAUUAUAUUUUAAGUAUUAUAAGCGAUUAUGUUUGUAGUUUUUAUAAUAAAAGGACAGGACCAUAUUAUGAUAAAAAUGGAAAAAUUGAAUGUAGAAUACGAGUCCAAAACUGUUGUAGAUAUCUACCUUUUACAGAACUAGCCAUUAUCUAUUCAAAUGAAUAUAUGGAAAACAAAGAAUUAGGUGAAUCGUCCUCAAACGUAAUAUAUAAAAGUUCAGAAAAAAUGAAAAUUUAUCACAUACUUGAAAACCUAAAAAUGUAUAAUGGCGAAAGUUCUGAAGUAGAAUCUGCAAUAACUAUUCUAUCAGAAGAUAUAAGUAAAUUAGAUUCUCUCAAAUUAAAUGUAAUCCAAUAAUUUUUAACUUAAUACAUUUUAAGAAAAUAAAAUAACUAUUCAAAAUUAUUGUUAAUACAUUAGAGAUUUAAAUACAAAUCUUAAAAAAAUAUGACAAGUCAUUUAUAUAACAGAUUUUUAAAUAUUUCCAAGUGAUUCUAAGUAAUUGGUAAAAUUUAAUGUUU
Daktulosphaira vitifoliae (grape phylloxera) is the source of this 907-nucleotide messenger RNA. RefSeq lists its product as uncharacterized. The transcript is spliced from 3 exons. Bases 87 to 743 code for a protein of 218 amino acids. Lineage: Eukaryota; Metazoa; Arthropoda; Insecta; Hemiptera; Phylloxeridae. The record is from RefSeq and is a predicted model, not a curated record.